Molecule: messenger RNA, 2351 nt
Organism: Polychytrium aggregatum
Lineage: Eukaryota; Fungi; Chytridiomycota; Chytridiomycetes; Polychytriales
Exons: 3
Coding region: 215-2326 (703 amino acids)
Source: RefSeq, a predicted model, not a curated record
GGUCGGCCGUCCUUGCCUUCCAUCUCGCUGUCCAUCCGUCCUUCCUGCCCGGGCUGCCCAAAGGACCUCCUCCUCUGCCGACAUUGUCGAUCCCGGCCCGUGCAGUUGCCCUCGAAGCCCUCUCGAAGCCUUCUCGAAGCUAUUCCCCCGCUCCCCCGCUCCCUCCUCGUCUUUCUCCGUCGCCUCGUCCUCCGGUUGCCCACUCCUCCCAGCCAUGGCCACGCCGACCAAGCUCGCCCGGAAUCCGGCCUUCCAGUUCUUCAGCAACCUCAGCACCGACAACGCAGCGGCACCCGUUCCCUCCCCAAAGUCGGCAAAGUCAUCGUCCAGCCUCCAGACCACCUCCGACUCCAAGUCCGAGGCCACCUCGCCUGUGCACAAGCGGGACAUCAGUGUCUCCUCCAAGCCAAAAUCCACCCGGACCGUUACUCCCGAUAUUGUCAGUCCCACCCAGCCCAGUCCCCCUCCCAGUCUCAGUGGCGACUCGACUGCGUCCAAGCCGGACGAGCCCGUCGAGGGAUCGCUGCCUACCCCCGCCAGCUGCUCUCCGGUGCCUUCCAGUCCAGUGUCAUCGGCCCAGCUUCAAGAUCCGGCUCCUGCCAUCACUAUCACUGCGGAUCACCAAGACUCUGGCGAUUUGGAUGUGAGCGAAACCCUGAAUCAGCCUAGCCAGCCCAGCCAGCCCAGCCAGCCCAGUCAACUCAGCCAGCCCAACGAGUCCAGCGAGCCCAACGAGUCCAGCGAGCCCAAUCCGCCCAGUCCACCCAGCGUGCCCGCCGUUGAGCCAACUCCCGCUCCCGCCGUUGAUGCAUCCGCUGGCUCCUCUGCCGAGAUCGAGGUGCUGCGGAAGCGGUGUGAGGAGCUCGAGCUCGAGCUUGCUCAGCAACAGCGCAGCAACGUCCACUCCGAGCUCGAGGCCGAGCACCAGAAGCAAAUUGAAUCGCUGAGGGAAGAGUAUGAGUUCAAGCUCAAGGACAGCGAGGCCCGUGUCCGUGCUCGCGACGGUUAUCUCCAGAGCACCAUCCUCGACACCGCCAAGCGCAUUCAGGACCUCGAGCAAAAGGUGGUCGAGCUGAACAUGCUGAACGAAGAGCUGACCCAGCAGCUGCAGCUCGAGAAACGAAGCCGCAUCACGCUCGAGAACCAGCUCGAGGAGCUCGAGCACGACAACACCUCGUUGCAGAACCAGAUCCUCGACGCCGAGGCCGAUGACAUUGUGAUCCUGCGCGACAUUGAGUCCCAGACCGACAUCGACAUGACCAUGCCGCUGUUUGCCGUGCCCGAGAUCCAGCCCGUCGCCGAUCGCGAGAUCAGCGUCAAUGCCAACGGCUCCGAUGCCUCGGUCCAGACCUACGAGCCCGAGCAGCCCGAGCAGGUUGUCCUCGCCAUCUCGUCGCGCCUGACCUACGCCACCCUCACCAUCGACACCCAGAAGGAGACCAUCGGCAUUCUCGAAGACAAGCUGAACCACGCCACCGAGGCGCACGAAACGCUCCAGAAGGAGAACUGGGACCUGAAGCUCGCCGCGGAGCAGGCCAAGACCUCGCUCUCGGCCCGCGACAAGAUGCUCGACCAGCUGCUCAAGCGCAUCGACCGCUACGAGUCCGAGGCCAACACCAAGCGCAUCCUCGACACCGUCGCUCAGCGCUCGUCCUCGAUUCUGCCGUCGCCGGCGGUCUCGCCCUACGUCGAGGAGGCCACGCGACUUUCCAACUCCUACGCCGCCCGCCCCAACACCCCGAACACGGGCAUCCUCAAGAGCCUCGACGACAUGCUCCUCAACGAGUUUGCCAUGGAGGUCACCGAGUUCGAGUACCAGGACUCGAUCGACCCCGCGGCCUCCUAUGAGUUCCCGCCGCGACAGGCCUCGUCGGCUGCCAGACCGCUGGCCUUUGAUGCCCGCACAACCGCCCCGCAGCGCACCCCCGCCUCGCUCGGCUCCGUCGCCGUGUACGAUUCGCUUGGCCGACGGACCUUUACCGCCAGCCCCCUGCAGCAGCAGCCCGUCUACGAGGCCUUUGGCACCAUGUCGCCGAUGCCGCCCUCGGGUGACUUUGGCUCCAUCCAGCAGGCCCGACCCCGCCGGUCGCGCAGCGCCAGCUACCAAACGGACCCGAUCUCGCCCUCGGCUGUCCAUCGGUCCAUGACCAACGUCGAAAUGGGAGUCCCGCUGCCGCUUGGUGCCCGCCCAACGAGCCGUGAAGAAAUCGCCUUCACCUUCCCGUCGCAACCUGCCCCGGCCCGAACGGCCAGCAUCGCAUCCGGAGCCUUCCAGAUGAGCAAUCUCGAGGAGCCGCAGAACGCCAAGCUGCUACGGAAAAUCUGAGCCAGCUCCGACUUGCUGCUGGGGC